AAUAAAUACCACCACCUCAUUUUUUUUACAUUGUCCUCUAAAUAACAACAAAAAAACAACAAUCAAUCGAUUGCCUGUUUUUGAUAUUUGUUCUCGUUUCCAUCGUAAUGUUUCACUUUUAUACGUAUGAAUUUCAAAGCCAAAGAUUUUUUUUUUUUUAAAUAUUGAAACAAAGCAAAGUAAUUUUUAUUUAACCAACAUUCCAUUCAUAUUUUAAUAUAUUGUUGGAACAAUGUAUAUCGACCUUUAUAAUGAUGAUGAUGAUGAUAAUAAUACUAAUCGUACAACUUCGAACAAUGUUCAACAGCUUGUAAAUAAUAAUAAUGAAAACAAUCAUAUGAAUGAUUCGAAUUUAUUAAUACAACCAUUAUCAUCAUCAUCAUCAACAACAACAACAACGCCAGCAGCUAAUAAUGAAGAUUCGUUAUUGCAUAAUCAUAAUGAUUCAUCAUCAACAUCAGCUACUAUUCAAAACAAUCAAAAUUUAAAUUCCUGCUGUAUGGUUGAACGUUUAAUUUCCAUACCCAAUGAUGAUGAUGAUGAUGAUGAUGAUCGAACUAAUAAUGAUGAUGAUGAUGUUAUUGUUCAAAAUUGUAAUCAUCACCAUACGGAUAAUAAUGAAUCAUUGAUAAUACCAAAUGGUGAUUGUAUAAUUGGUAAUGGAUGUAUAACAACGAUACAAUGUUCAGCAGCGACAACAACAACUACAAUAUUACCUGAUGUUGCAUGUGUUUCAACAUCAACAUCAUCAUCCAUUGUUGGACAACAACAAUCGAAUCUUCAACAACAUAAUAUUUCAAUGAUUCAUUCAACAUCUUAUGGUUCAAAUCAGGAUAAUGAAAAUCAACCAUUAUUACGACGUUUUGAUAAUGAUAGUUUACAAGUGAUUAAUAAUUUUUUUCCUGAUGAUCAAGAAUUUAAUCAAAUUACACGUGAAGUUGAACAAUCAAUAGAAAAUGGUUUCCUACCAAAACGAAUUUCUCAAGGAUCUAGUGGCAGUUAUUUCGUUAAAAAUCGUGAUGGAACGAAAAUUGUUGGCGUUUUUAAACCGAAAGAUGAAGAACCAUAUGGUCGAUUAAAUCCUAAAUGGACUAAAUGGAUGCAUAAACUUUGUUGUCCUUGUUGUUUUGGUCGUUCAUGUCUAGUACCUAAUCAAGGCUAUCUAUCUGAAGCUGGUGCCUGGAUUGUUGAUCGUAAAUUGCAGCUCAAUAUUGUUCCAAAAACAAGGAUUGUAAAAUUGGCCAGUGAAACAUUCAAUUAUUCGGCAAUUGAUCGGGCUAAAUCACGAACGAAAAAAAAUGUAACAGAAAGAUUUCCCAAAGUUGGACGACAUUUUAAUCGGAUUGGUUUGCCACCAAAAGUCGGAUCAUUACAAAAAUAUGUGGAAAAUUAUGAAGAUGCUUGUAUCUGGAUAAGAAAAGCUGAAACACUUUCUGAUGAAAAUGUAUUGGAUAGUUUUCAACUUGAAUUUGAAAAAUUGGUUGUUUUAGAUUAUAUCAUACGAAACACUGAUCGUGGAAAUGAUAAUUGGCUUGUGAAACAAGAGUUUGAUGAUGAUGGUCGAUUAGUUUUUAUUAAAAUUGCAGCCAUCGAUAAUGGUUUAGCAUUUCCAUUCAAACAUCCUGAUGAAUGGAGAGCAUAUCCAUAUUAUUGGGCAUGGUUAUCGUUUGCUAAGAAACCAUUUUCAGAAGAAAUUUGUCGAUUAAUUUUGACACAAUUAUCCGAUAUGAAUUUUGUACAGGAAUUAUGUGAUGAAUUAUGGAAUCUAUUUUCUACUGAUAAAGGAUUUGAUCGAAAUAUUUAUGAAAAACAAAUGUCCGUCAUGCGUGGACAGAUUCUAAAUCUAACUCAAGCAUUAAAAGAUCGAAAAACACCACAACAAUUGAUAAAUAUGCCGGCGAUAAUCAUGGAAAAAAGUCGUAUAGCCGUUAAAGGACGUUUCCGUACGAUGAAAGAUAAUUUUACACAAACUUUUCAACGAAAACACCAUUCUUUUCAUCGUUUUAAAAUAUUUUUUUUUAUAGAGCUGUCUUUAUAUAUAAAUUUAUGGAUGUCUGAAUGUUUGAAUUUGAGCAAAACAAAAAAAAAAAAAAUCAUUUGUAAAACCAAUGACUGUGAUUUUUAAUCGAAAAAAUUUAAUAAAAAUUUUAGGCAUUGUUAUUGUUCAAUUCGUUGGUUGAAUCUGUUGUUUUGUCUGUCGAAUGUAUUGUAGAAUU
Messenger RNA from Dermatophagoides farinae (American house dust mite), 2216 nucleotides. RefSeq names its product phosphatidylinositol 4-kinase II alpha (gene Pi4KIIalpha). Gene Ontology annotation, biological process: Golgi organization; phosphatidylinositol phosphate biosynthetic process; endosome organization. Lineage: Eukaryota; Metazoa; Arthropoda; Arachnida; Sarcoptiformes; Pyroglyphidae. Gene Ontology annotation, molecular function: 1-phosphatidylinositol 4-kinase activity. Gene Ontology annotation, cellular component: lysosomal membrane; trans-Golgi network; plasma membrane. The record is from RefSeq and is a predicted model, not a curated record.